AGGUUUUACUUAGGACUUGGUUGUUUGUAUAAAUACUAGCUAUGUUCUAGUCAUGUUCGGUAGUUUUACAAUCAUUGAACAGAAAAAAUUGAGAGGCAUCAAACCUUUCCAGAGCUUGAUCUUGACGCUAACCAGAAAAUGGUGCGCUUCUUGCUUCAGAUCAGGGCCAAACUCCAGAGCCUCACUAACCUUCAGCCCCAAGGAGGCUGCAAGGACCCCGACUUUACCUACCUUUUCAAGCUGAAAUGUGAGGGCUGCGGAGAGCUAAGCGAGAAAGAAGCUGGUGUGAGAUUGAACCUGGGCAAACGCAAGGGUGCCCCUGAUCUAGUUCGGAAGUGCAAGUUUUGUGAGAGGGAAGGGAGUGUGAGAAUGAUGCCAGAACAUAAUAGACCCCUGACCCAGACAGGGGUUUAUUGCCCCUUGAUGAUGUUCGACUGCAAGGGUUAUGAGCCUGUGGAUUUCGUUUUCAGUGGUGGGUGGAAGGUUGAAUCUGUGGCCGGGACAACUUUUGACAAUGUUGACUUGUCGAAAGGGAAGUUUGCUGAGUACGAUGAGAGGGGAGAGCGUCCAGUUACGAUUUCCAAUCUCCAUGCUACUUUUACUGUUCUUAGGCCUGGAUAUACAUGUAGGUGGUAAAGUGCAGCUAACAAGUGUUUUGCGAAGAAAUUGGAAACCUCUCGACUGUUUUUUGUAAUGUGGGGAGAAAUUUGUAAGUAGCAAGAUGGUAAUCUUGAACAUUAACGUUGCCAUGGAUGUUAAAUAUGCUUUCGCACAUUGUUCAGUUUUGAAAAAUCUCAUAUCUGAUUAUGGAUGUCAUUGUCUAAUCUUGAAUUAGUCUGAAAAUAUUCCUAAUUGCUUAUGACUUGU
Rosa chinensis is the source of this 867-nucleotide messenger RNA. Its product is annotated as CXXC motif containing zinc binding protein. Lineage: Eukaryota; Viridiplantae; Streptophyta; Magnoliopsida; Rosales; Rosaceae. The record is from RefSeq and is a predicted model, not a curated record. The transcript has 4 exons. The coding region runs from base 139 to 636 and encodes 165 amino acids. Gene Ontology annotation, molecular function: zinc ion binding.